AUGAUCCCAGAAACCACAUCAGCAUCCCCUGAUUCAAUCAACAUGUUGUUCCGUCUUCUUCUCGCCGCCACUAUCUUGGUUGUCGCCGCCAAUUCGCAAGGCCUUAUGGCCAUCUGUAUGCAAUACUGUGCAUCAAUUCAAGGAUCGAUUCUUAUGACAACUGCGCUCCAUGGAACAGCUACGAAACCCAUCAAAACAAGACUUGUUACAACCUCUGCGUGCAUAACUGUGCCACUGUUUACGAGGGAUCGUGCAUGA
Messenger RNA from Caenorhabditis briggsae, 258 nucleotides. Lineage: Eukaryota; Metazoa; Nematoda; Chromadorea; Rhabditida; Rhabditidae. The coding region runs from base 1 to 258 and encodes 85 amino acids. The record is from RefSeq and is a predicted model, not a curated record. The transcript has 2 exons.